Messenger RNA from Myxocyprinus asiaticus (Chinese sucker), 4742 nucleotides. RefSeq names its product apoptosis inhibitor 5-like. Gene Ontology annotation, biological process: negative regulation of apoptotic process. Gene Ontology annotation, cellular component: nucleus. Gene Ontology annotation, molecular function: RNA binding. Bases 211 to 1749 code for a protein of 512 amino acids. The transcript is spliced from 14 exons. The record is from RefSeq and is a predicted model, not a curated record. Lineage: Eukaryota; Metazoa; Chordata; Actinopteri; Cypriniformes; Catostomidae.
UGCACAGAGCAAUAAACGCAAGCUGGUGUGUUGUACGCUAGGGCAACGCUUGCGUCCAAUAAAAACUACACUCUAAGCUCACAUUAUACAUAUGCUUUAAUACCGAGACGCGUUGGAACACAUUUCAAGCGGACGGAGAGGAAGUAACGCUAAAAGAGCAGAAAAUCUGCCUUUAUUCAUUGAAAUCCACUGCUUGAGUCGGACACGCUGAUGGCGGCGACAGUGGAGGAGCUCUACCGUAACUAUGGCAUUCUUGCCGAUGCAAAAGAGGAUCUCAGCAAGCACAAAGAUGCCUACCAGGUAAUUCUGGAUGGUGUUAAAGGAGGCCCUAAAGAGAAGCGACUGGCCGCACAGUUCAUUCCAAAAUUUUUCAGCAGUUUUCCAGAACUUUCUGAUUCAGCCAUCAAUGCACAGCUUGAUCUGUGUGAAGAUGAGGAUGUGUCUAUCCGGAGGCAGGCUAUCAAAGAGCUCCCUCGUUUCGCAUCAGGAGAGAAUUUACCAAGAGUCGCAGACAUCCUCACACAGCUCUUGCAGACAGAUGAUUCUGCUGAAUUCAAUCAAGUCAACACGGCGUUGAUUUCCAUUUUCAAACUUGAUCCAAAAGGAACUCUGGGAGGCUUGUUCAGUCAAAUCCUACAAGGAGAAGAUAUUGUUCGAGAAAGGGCGAUCAAGUUUCUCUCUACCAAGUUGAAAACGAUGCCAGAUGACACCAUGACAAAGGAGGUGGAGGAUUACAUCUUCACAGAGACUAAAAAGGUCCUGGAGGAUGUCACGGGGGAGGAGUUUGUUCUUCUGAUGCGUAUCCUGUCAGGGCUGAAGACCAUGCAGACUGUGAGCGGGAGACAGCAGCUGGUGGAGCUGGUGGUGGAACAAGCCUUCCUGGAGCAGGCCCUCAACCCAGCAGAAGCUGACAGCGUUGACCGGCUCUUGCAGUGCACACGCCAGGCCUUACCACUCUUUUCUAAAAAUGUGCAUUCUACUCGCUUUGUGACAUACUUCUGUGAAUACGUUCUGCCCAACCUCAGUCUGCUUACCAGUCCUGUAGCAGAACUGGACAUCCAGCUCGAGGUACUUAAGUUAAUGGCAGAGAUGAGUCCGUUUUGUGGGGACAUGGAUAAACUGGAGGUCAACCUCAAGAUGCUGUUUGAGAAGCUACUGGAGUUCAUGCCACUGCCUCCAGAGGAUGAGAAUGGAGAGAAUGCAGCGAAUGAAGAGCCCAAACUGCAGUUCAGCUACGUGGAGUGCCUGCUGUUCAGCUUCCACCAACUAGGCAAAAAAUUACCUGACUUCCUCAUCGACAAAAUCAGCGGAGAGAAGCUAAAGGACUUCAAGAUAAGGCUACAAUACUUUGCCAGAGGACUGCAAGUAUAUAUUCGUCAACUGCGUGUUGCUUUGCAAGGCAAGACAGGAGAUGCACUGAAAACAGAGGAGAAUAAAAUAAAAGUUGUUGCAUUGAAGAUCACCAACAACAUAAACGUUUUAAUAAAGGAUCUGUUUCAUAACCCUCCAUCCUAUAAAAGCACAGUCACUCUGUCCUGGAAACCUGUGCAGAAGACCGAGGCAGCAGCAGCAGUUGGCCAGAAGAGGCUGUCUGGAGAGGACAUUGGGGCAACAGCAGCAGCAAAGAAGCUUCCCACAAAUUUACCCAGGAGGGACGCCCGUCAGAUUUACAAUCCACCUAGCGGGAAGUACAGCGCCAGCAUUGGGAACUUCUCAUACGUGGCUUUUUCUUUGCAAUUUUUCCCAUAAGGCCUGCACCCCUGAGUCUUCUCUUCACUGUUGUACAUGAAACUGGUGUUGAGCGGGUAGAAUUCAAUGAAGCUGUCAGCUGAGGACAUGUGAGGCGUCUAUUUCUCAAACUAGAGACUCUGAUGUACUUAUCCUCUUGUUUAGUUGUACAUCUGGCCUUCCACAUCUCUUUCUGUCCUUGAUAGAGCCAGUUGUCCUUUGUCUUUGAAGACUGUAGUGUACACUCAUGAAAUCGUCAGUUUUUUUUGGCAAUUUCAAGUAUUGUAUAGCCUUCAUUCCUGAAAACAGUGAUUGAUGAGAUUCUAGAGAAAGCUGUUUAAUUUUUGACCUAAUAUUGAGCUUAAGACAUGCCAGUCUAUUGCAUACUGUGGCAACUCAAAAACAAACACAAAGACAAUGUUAAGCUUCAUUUAACAAACCAAAUAGCUUUCAGUUGUGUUUGAUAUAAUGGCAAGUGAUUUUCUAGUACCAAAUUAGCAAUUUAGCAUGAUUACUGAAGGAUAAGGUGUUGGAGUGAUGGCUGCUGGAAAUGGGGCCUGUCUAGAUUUGAUCAAAAAUGACUUUUUUCAAAUAGUGAUGGUGCUGUUUUUUUACAUCAGUAAUGUCCUGACUAUACUUAGUGAUCAGUUGAAUGCCACUUUGGUGAAUUAAAGAACCAAUUUUAUUCCAAAACAGAAAAAAUCUGUACAUUAUUCCAAACUUUUGGCCGCCAGUGUAUAUAUGACAAAUUAGGCAUCUAGACAAUAAACACACACACACAUAUAAACUCAGCAAAAAGAAACGUCCUCUCACUUUCAACUGCUUUUAUUUUCAGCAAACUUAACGUGUAAAUAUUUGUAUGAACAUAAAAAGAUUCAACAACUAAGAAAUAAACUGAAGUUUCACAGACAUGUGACUAACAGAUAUGGAAUAAUGUGUCUCUGAACAAAGGGGGGAUCAAAAUCAAAAGUAACAGUCAGUAUCUGGUGUGGCCACCAGCUGCAUUAAGUACUGCAGUGCAUCUCCUCCUUAUGAACUUCACCAGAUUUGCCAGUUCUUGCUGUGAGAUGUUACCCCACUCAUCCACCAAGGCACUUGCAAGUUCCUGGAUAUUUCUGGGGGGAAUGGCCCUAGCCCUCACCCUCCGAUCCAACAGGUCCCAGACGUGCUCAAUAGGAUUGAGAUCCGAGCUCUUCGCUGGCCAUGGCAGAACUCUGACCUUCCUGUCUUGCAGGAAAUCAUGCACAGAACGAGCAGUAUGGCUGGUGGCAUUGUCAUGCUGAAGGUUCAUGUCAGGGUUAGGGUUAGGAAGGGUACCACAUGAGGGGGAGGAUGUCUUCCCUGUAACGCACAGCGUUGAGAUUGCCUGCAAUGAAAACAAGCUCAGUCCAAUGAUGCUGUGACACACCGCCCCAGCCCAUGACAGAUCCUCCACCUCCAAAUCAAUCCCGCUCCAGAGUACAGGCCUCGGUGUAAUGCUCAUUCCUUCGACGAUAAAUGUGAGUCCGACCAUCACCCCUGGUGAGACAAAACCACGACUCAUCAGUGAAGAGCACUUUUUGCCAGUCCUGUCUGGUCCAGCGAAUGUGGGUUUGUGCCCAUUUGUGAUGUUGUUGCUGGUGAUGUCUAGUAAGGACCUGCCUUACAACAGGCCUACAAGCCCUCAGUCCAGCCUCUCUCAGACAAUUGCAGACAGUCUGAGCACUGAUGGAAUGAUUGUGCGUUCCUGGUCUAACUCGGGCAGUUAUUGUUGCCAUCUUGUACCUGUCCCGCAGGUGUGAUAUUCGGAUGUACCGAUCCUGUGCAGGUGUUACACGUGGUCUGCCACUUCGAGGACGAUCAGCUCAACUCUCCCUGUAGUGCUGUCUUAGGCGUCUCACAGUAUGGACAUUGCAGUUUAUUGCCCUGGCCACAUUUGCAGUCCUCAUGCCUCCAUGCAGCAUGUCUAAGGCACUUUACUCAGAUGAGCAGGGACCAUGGGCAUCUUUCUUUUGGUGUUCUUCGGAGUCAGCAGAAAGGUCUCUUUAGUGUCCUAAGUUUUUAGGGCUGAAACGAUUAGUCGAUGUUAUCGACAACGUCGACAAUAAAAAAAAAAAAGUCAACAAAAAUUUUCGUUGUCGAAUAGUUGUUUGAUCUUAACGUAACAUAAGAUCAUAUGAAACUCUAAUGAUUGCACACAAGAGCAGCAUUGCAGCUCGCAUCUGACUGUGGAGAGGAAGAAAACACAUCUCACAGUCCAGACGAACUCUAAACUUUCCAAACAGCUUCAGGUGAUGUAGAUCGCAAACUAUGAGGGAAUUAUAAUGCAAAAAAACAAAAUAAGUAAAUACAGAAGCACUCUUGUUGUGGAAUAAGCAGAGCCGGAGCUGACGCUCAGCUUAAGCAAAACUUGCGUGUUGAGCGUCUUUAAAGGAAACACCCCGGCGUUACAUCUUUAAUGCAGUUCUAUUUAAUGAGUUAUAGCUUUAUUAAAGUUGAAAUAAUAAGGAAACUUAUUAUUUCUCUGUGCGGUCAGCGCCUCUUCUAUGAGUUGCGCGAAGUGUCCUGAUCUAAGGGCGAGAGAUUGAAACUGCACCCGGCUGAGGUACACUCUGUUGCGGGGACGCUCAUCCCUCGAGUGCGUGUGCUUAAUGUAGCUAGAUUAUAACGCGAUGGCAACUUAUUGAAUCAUAUGUCACUAUGCAUUACUUAUCGUGAAGAAAAUUGGCAAAACGCAGCUUUAUUAAUGAGAGAGUUUGUUUUUUUGUGAGAUAACGAUGGAUUGGAGUGAACAAAAAGGUGAGAGAGGGUAGUCUUUGCCCCAUUAUACACUUUUCUUUUUUACUAGUUUUUAUUUUGGCUUGUUUUCCAAUAUAAAUAUCUAAAACUCCUUUAAAACAACGUACAUUUAAUUUAGUAGCUAUACUGCAGAAUAUUUUUUUUUGUUUUUAUCUGAGAAUGUUGAAUACAAUAUUAAAAAUACAAAUAUUUUAAAAUAUCUAAAAAUCCUUUAAAAAAAGAUGCAUUCACCUUAA